Molecule: messenger RNA, 1781 nt
Organism: Nomascus leucogenys (northern white-cheeked gibbon)
Lineage: Eukaryota; Metazoa; Chordata; Mammalia; Primates; Hylobatidae
Product: rho guanine nucleotide exchange factor 2-like
Biological process (GO): positive regulation of neuron differentiation; actin filament organization; regulation of Rho protein signal transduction
Cellular component (GO): cytoskeleton; ruffle membrane
Molecular function (GO): microtubule binding
Source: RefSeq, a predicted model, not a curated record
UGUCUGCGGGCGGAGACUUCGGGAAUCCGCUGAGGAAAUUCAGGCUGGUGUUCCUGGGGGAGCAAAGCGAGCCGGGAAAAGACGAAGAUGAAGGAAGCCAAGGAUGCCCGCUAUACCAAUGGGCACCUCUUCACCACCAUCUCAGUUUCAGGCAUGACCGUGUGCUAUGCCUGUAACAAGAGCAUCACAGCCAAGGAAGCCCUCAUCUGCCUAACCUGUAACGUGACUAUCCACAACCGCUGUAAAGACACCUUCGCCAGCUGUACGAAGGUCAAGCAGAAGCAACAGAAAGCGGCCCUGCUGAAGAACAACACUGCCUUGCAGUCCAUCUCUCUUCGAAGUAAGAAGGGGCUGAGGUGGAGUGAGAGGAUGCCUCAUUCCUCACUGAGGAGCCUGGGAGGCCUCAAUCCUGGGAAGCACCAGAGUCUGAUGUUUGUCUGCUGGGCAUCUCUCCCCCACAACAACCAUCCGGGAGCGGCCAAGCUCGGCCAUCUACCCCUCCGACAGCUUCCGCAGUCCCUCCUAGGCUCCUGCCAUGGCCGCUCCCCCUUGUCUUUAGCCAAGAGUGUUUCCACCACCAACACUGCUGGACAUUUCAAUGAUGAGUCUCCCCGGGGCUGCACUGGAUCCUCUCACAGUCCACAGACUCCCUCAACAUGCGGAACCGAACCGUAUCCGUGGAAUCCCUCAUUGAUGAAGAUGUCCAGCAGAGGUAAUCUACAAUGAGCUGAUGAGUGACUUUGAGAUGGAUGAGAAGGACUUUGCAGCUGACUGCUGGAGCCUUGCUGUGGACAGCAGCUUCCUGCAGCAGCAAAAAAAAAAGGAGGUGGUGAAGCAGCAGGAUGUCAUCUAUGAUUUUUAAAACCCUGCUCCCUAGCCACAGAGCUAUUCUUGCUACAGUUUUCAUGCCUCUGUGCCUUCCUCAGCUGUUCACCCUGCUGGGACUACACCUCUUGGACAGUGAAAUUCUACACAGCCUCCAGAGCCAGCUCAAAUGUUACCAUCUCUGUGAAACUCUUCUGCUGCCCUAAAUAUACAAAGAUCACAAAGAGUUUAAUUCAUAGUGAUAGCUCUAUCAUGCCUCCAUUAUAUAAUAAAAUGUUUUAUAUAAAUAAAAAAACUCAUAUGUCAAUCACCAUCUUUAAGUGGUACCUACUCAAUCAUCUAUCUGUAAUUUCAAAAAGCAGAACCAAAAAGGAUCUUUGCAAUGAUAACACAUCGUAGGUGAAAGUACUGCAAAUGUUUGCCUCAGCCUCUUAGCUACUGGAAUUCCUUGGCAAGGAGGCAUUUUUAAAUUCAGUUUGGAGCAAUUCCUGUAAUUAGAGCAGCUGCUUAAUUAAGAAGCUGAUUCAAACCACUGUUAAAUGAACCAUUCUUCCCCUUAAAUGAAAGGUUUUGGUCAAAUUACCAGUGGUUAAACGGCUUAAUUAGCCAGUUGUUUUAAUUAUAAAAUUUACAAGUUUAAAAGCCUCUGAUUUCCAAUAAGUUCAACUGAAUUCUUUUCCCCUGUGUCGUGUCAAUAAGUGGGUUUCCUGCUGUCACAUUAACAUUGCAGCCUCCUGAGAGAAAAGGCAACUCUUUACUAAAGAAAGACACGAAACCCCAGGGUUUCAAAUGGAGGCUUUAAAAAUCUUUCAAUUAUCACAAUUAUAAGAUGUAAUCACGCAAUGACAUUUCCCACAGCAUUCCCCUUUCCUUUACAUAUGCCAGAGACAACUGUCCUUCAAUGUUCUUGUUUAUUAAACUGAGAACUAAACCCAUCAAUCCAGGAUGGGGAUAAA